UGUGUGGGGGAGAAGAGAAACGAAAAACAAAACAAAACGAAACAACCUCGUUGACACCAAAAAACCGAUGCGAAUGUACGAUUGAUAUUUCUAGUUUAUAAAUAUUUUGCAUUAUUGGUGAACUGUCCGGUCUGUGCGUCUAAAGCCCGUCGGCUUCGUGGGGACUAUAUACUGAAACGCGGAAGAGAAAAACACGACCGGGUCUGCUUGCUCACCCUGCCUGUGUGUUGGCUGAAUGGAGGAGGAGAGACUCUUCCUGGUGAAUAAACAGUGACAGCUAUAGGGCACACACUAAUACCCAUUUCACAGCACAGGCACACACCUUAUCCUUUACAAUAAACACAAAAAAUGGCUUCUGACAGUAAACACGUCGCGCAGUUGAAAUCUGAGCUGUACUUCCUAAUAGCCCGAUUUUUGGAAGCUGGACCUUGCCAAAACGCAGCAGAGACCCUGAUUAAAGAAGCGCAGGAGAAGGAGCUCCUGCCGAAAAGAACAGACUGGACGGGAAAAGAACACCCCGGGACUUACGAAAAUUUGGUGAAGCUGUACCGCCACAUCGGCCCGGACCACCUGCUGCGGAUAUGCCAGUGCAUCGGCCCGCUGCUGGAGAAGGAGAUGCCCGCCAGCGUCCCGGGGGUGCAGUCCCUGCUCGGAGCCGGGCGCCAGUCUCUGCUCCGCACGCACAAGAGCUGCAAGCAUGUGGUGUGGAAGGGGUCGGCCUUGGCCGCACUGCAUUGUGGGAGGCCCCCAGAGCCCCCCAUAAUUUACGGGAGCCCCCCUAAUAUCGUGGAGACGGCGCACUGCCGGCGGCUGAACGGGACGUACCGCCAGCGCCAGCUGGUGCCCACGGCGGUCUACCAGCACAUGAAGAUGCACAAGCGCAUCCUGGGGCACCUGUCCUCCGUGUACUGCGUCACCUUCGACCGCACCGGCCGACGCAUCUUCACGGGCUCCGACGACUGCCUGGUGAAGAUCUGGGCCACGGAUGACGGGCGGCUGCUGGCCACCCUCCGCGGCCACGCGGCGGAGAUCUCCGACAUGGCCGUCAACUACGAGAACACCAUGAUCGCCGCCGGCAGCUGCGACAAGAUGAUCCGCGUCUGGUGCCUGCAGACCUGCGCCCCGCUGGCCGUGCUGGAGGGCCACGGGGCCUCCAUCACCUCCCUGCAGUUCUCCCCGCUGUGCUGCGGCACCAGGAGGUACCUGUCCUCCACGGGGGCCGACGGCUCCAUUUGCUUCUGGCAAUGGGACGCCAGGACGCUCAAAUUCAGCAGUCAGAGACCCAGCAAGUUCACGGAGCGUCCGAGGCCCGGGGUCCAGAUGAUCUGCUCCUCCUUCAGUGCCGGUGGCAUGUUCCUGGCGACGGGCAGCACGGACCACAUCAUCCGGGUCUACUACUUCGGGUCCGGGCAUCCCGAGAAGAUCUCGGAGCUGGAGUCUCACACUGAUAAAGUGGACAGUAUACAGUUCUCAAACUGCGGCGAAAGGUUUGUUAGCGGAAGCCGCGACGGGACGGCGCGGAUCUGGCAGCUCCAGCAGCAGGAGUGGAAGAGCAUUCUGCUGGACAUGGCGACCAAGCUGCCUGGCAGGAAUAAUCCGCCGCCUCUGGAGGACAAGGUGACCAAACUGAAGGUCACCAUGGUAGCCUGGGAUCGCCACGACAACACGGUGAUCACGGCGGCGAACAACAUGACGCUGAAGGUGUGGAACUCGUACAGCGGGAACCUCGUCCACGUGCUGAUGGGACACGAGGACGAGGUGUUCGUGCUGGAGCCGCAUCCGUUCGACCCCAGGGUGCUGUUCUCCGCCGGCCACGACGGCAACGCCAUCGUGUGGGACUUGGCCCGAGGCGUCAAAAUCCGCUCCUACUUCAACAUGAUCGAAGGCCAGGGCCACGGGGCCGUGUUCGACUGUAAGUGCUCCCCGGACGGCCAGCACUUCGCCUGCACGGACUCCCACGGCCACCUCCUCAUCUUCGGCUUCGGGUCCAGCAGCAAGUACGACAAGAUCGCGGAUCAGAUGUUCUUCCACACGGACUACCGGCCGCUGAUCCGCGACGCCAACAACUACGUCCUGGACGAGCAGACGCAGCAGGCCCCCCACCUCAUGCCCCCGCCCUUCCUGGUGGACGUGGACGGGAACCCGCACCCGUCCCGCUUCCAGAGGCUGGUCCCGGGCCGGGAGAACUGCAGGGCGGAGCAGCUGAUCCCCCAGAUGGGUGUCACUUCCUCAGGGUUAAACCAGGUGCUGAGCCAGCCGGUGGGGGACGGCUCCAGCCCGCUCGACAGCAUCAUCCAGCGCCUGCAGCAGGAGCAGGACCAGAGGCUGUCCGUGGACACGGCCCCCUCAACCCGGGCCGGAAGAGGUUCGGUGGGCUCCCCCACGGAGGUGCACUCCCCGCCCAACGUGGGCCUGCGGCGGAGCGGGCAGAUCGAGGGGGUGCGGCAGAUGCACAGCAACGCCCCCCGCAGCGAGAUCGCCACCGAGCGCGACCUGGUGGCCUGGAGCCGUCGCGUGCUGGUGCCCGAGCUGCCGCCGGGCAUCGCCAGUAAGCAGGAGCAAUGGCGGACAGCCAGAGGAGAGGAGGAGAUCGCCACCUACAGGUCAGAGAAGAGGCGGCGGGCGGUGCCAAGUCACAUUCACAGGGAGCCCAAGCACCACGCCCCAGAGCCCGCGGGGGAGGAGCCCAGGAGGUCCCAGGGAAACCAGCACAGCUACCACACCAGGGCGGCCGUGGAGGAGACCAGCCGGCAGAACGAGGUCGCCGAGGAGGACAACAGCUCCUCCGAGGGUGAAGUGGAGGUGCGACCCCAGAGCGGGGACACCUCCGAGGAGGAGAAGGAGGAGGAGAAGGAGCCGUGGCCAGACGACAACAGCAGCUCCAGCGACUACUCCAGCGAGUACUCGGACUGGACGGCCGACGCCGGCAUCAACCUGGAGCCGCCGAAGAAGACGAAGGUGCGGCACAAGAAGAAGGCGGCCAGCAGCUCCGAGGAGGACGGGGAGAAGAAGAAGGACAAGGAGAGCAAGAAGGACCGGAAGAAGGAGAAACGAGACAAAGACGGCGCGCUACCAAAGAAGAAGAAGCCAAAGGAGAGGCGGCUGAAGAGGUUACCGGUGGAGCAGGGUCUGACUCUGGAGGAGUGGCUUCCCUCGGCCUGGAUCACUGACACAGUGCCCCGGAGAUGCCCCUUCAUCCCACAGAUGGGCGAUGAGGUCUACUACUUCCGCCAGGGCCACGAGGCCUACGUGGAGAUGGCCCGGAAAAACAAGAUCUUCAGCAUAAACCCCAAAAAGCAGCCCUGGCACAAAAUGGAGCUGAGGGAGCAGGAGCUGAUGAAGAUCGUGGGGAUUAAGUACGAGGUGGGCCUGCCCACGCUCUGCUGCCUGAAGCUGGCCUUCCUGGACCCGGACACCGGCAAGCUCACCGGCGGCUCCUUCUCCAUGAAGUACCACGAUAUGCCCGACGUGAUCGACUUCCUGGUUCUUCGGCAGCAGUUUGACGACGCGCGCGACCGGCAAUGGAGAAUAGGAGACCGUUUCCGGUCGGUCAUCGACGACGCCUGGUGGUUCGGCACGAUCGAAAGCCAGGAGCCCUUCCAGACUCAGUACCCAGACAGUCUGUUCCAGUGCUACAAUGUCUGUUGGGAUAACGGAGACACGGAAAAGAUGAGCCCCUGGGACAUGGAAGUUAUUCCUGGAGACGGCCGCGCUGACCCGCUGUCUGUCCCGCCCCCAGCGCUGUUCCCGGACGAGCUGGGGCUCAGCGUGCCCCUGUCCGAGGAGGAGCACCGGGAGCUCCUCUACGUGCCCCUGGAGGGGGAGUGGGGCUCCCGAAACCGUAACGCCGAGUGCGAGCGCAUCAUCACCGGGAUCGACCAGCUGAUCACGCUCGAUAUCGCGGCCCCGUUCGCCGUGCCUGUGGACCUCCAGGCGUACCCGACGUACUGCACUGUAGUGGCCUAUCUCACCGACCUCAGCACCAUCAGAGAGAGGCUGAGGAACCGCUUUUACAGGCGGAUGUCAUCGUUGAUGUGGGAGGUCCGCUACAUAGAACACAAUGCACAGACCUUCAACGAACCCGGAACACCCAUCGUCAAAACAGCCAAAUUUGUGUCAGAUCUAAUGCUGCAGUUUAUCAAGGACCAAAGUUGCACCGAUAUAAUUCCUCUGUACAACAGCAUGAAGAAGGCAGCUUUCUCUGAUACAGAGGAGGAGGAAGAGGAAGAUGAGGCACCGGGAACCUCCACACGGAAGAAGAAGGAGCAGAAGCCCAUGAUGAGGAAGCUGCGGAAUAAGACGCAGGCGUUCAGUGUGAGGGCCUGGAGGACGCGCUGUAAGGAGCUGCUGGACCUCAUCUUCCAGUGCGAGGACUCCGAGCCCUUCCGCCAGCCCGUGGACCUGCGGGAGUACCCGGACUACCGCGACAUCGUCGACACCCCGAUGGAUUUCGGGACGGUCCUGAAGACGCUGCUGGCGGGGAACUACGAGUCGCCCAUCGAGCUGUGCAAGGACGUCCGGCUCAUUUUCAGCAACUCCAAGGCCUACACCCCGAGCAAGAAGUCCAGGAUCUACAGCAUGAGCCUGCGGCUGUCCGCCCUGUUUGAGGAGCACGUCACCGCCAUCCUGUCGGACUACAAGUCGGCGCACCGCUUCCAGGCGGCCAACAAGCUCCCCAGCCUGCGGAACAAACGAGCGCGCAGCCCGUCCCCUGCUAGCAGCACCGCGUCCAGCCCCGAGCGGAAACGAAGGGUCACCAGGGCCCCCGCGAAGCCCGAACCGGUGGCCUCGUCCCUCUCGACGGGCCCCUCGCGGCCCCAGGCCCUGCGGCAGAACCUGCCGCUGGUGAACGGGAGGGCGGAGUCGCAGGCGCCCGUCCGAACCCGUAGCUCCGCCCGCUUCGGCAACCACUGCCCCGCCGAGCCGCCCGCCGCCUCCGCCGCGCCCCCCGUCCCCGCCCACGGCAAGACAGCGACAGAAACGCCCAAAUACCUCAGAGCCCACAACUCGAUAUCGUCGCCGAGCGUCUCCAACGACGCGGACGGCGCCAGGGGCUCCUCGACCGCCGACAUCGCCAGGGCGACGCGGCGGAAACUGAGAACGCCGGUCCGGCACCAGCCAGCGACGGCUCAGAGCAGCAUGCAGCUCAACGGCCACAGCAGUCACGUGACCCUGGGCGUGGGCCGGAGGGGGCGGAGACCGAAGGUGGAGCCGGCGGCGACCGCGGAGCGCCCCGCCCACCGGACGGCCGCGCUGGCCCCGCCCAAAGCUCCGCCCAAAGCCCCGCCCCCGCCUCCGGAGCCCCCCGCCAAGCCGCCGGGCAAGAAGAGGGGCCGCAAGAGCAAGAAGGAGCUGGAGGCGCUCAGGGGGCGGCAGCGCUGGAACGCCAGGGCCGAGGAGGAGCGGGAGGAGGCCGAGGAGGAGGAGGAGGAGGAGGAGGAGGAGAGGGAACAGUCCGCCAGCGACGAGGCCGGGACCUCCUCCGGCCUGGAGGCGGGGCCGUCCGACCAGGGGGCGGGGCCAGGCUCGGGCACGGGCCGGCGGGGCCGACCGCGCCGCGGCAGGAAGCCCAAGAUCCCGAAGGAGGCGGAGGAGGCUCCGCCCAUCCCCGCGCCUAGCCCCGCCCACAGCCCCGCCCCCGCCAGCCCCAAGGUCCUGAGGAGGAGCACCAGGCGGCAGAACGAGGAGCACCCGCCUCCCCCGGUCGCCUCCUCCUCCUCCUCCGGCGAGAGGGAGGCGCACCAGCAGCGCCCCCCGCAGGAGGAGGCCCGGCCGGCGGACCGGGACGAGGACGAGGAGGACGACGGGGGCGUCUCCAAAUGCCUGAUGAAGACGCGAAACCAGGGCCGCAGGACGGCCUUCUACAACGAGGACGACUCGGAGGAGGAGCAGAGGCAGCUGCUCUUCGAGGACGCCUCCAUCACCUUCGGGACGUCCAGCAAGGGCCGCGUGCGCAAGCUGACGGAGAAGGCCAAGGCCAACCUGAUUGGCUGGUGAGAAACACGGACGGACGGACGGACGGACGGACAGACGGACGGACGCGCGGAAGCGCUCAUCCCGCUUUACGGAUCCGCCAGGUGAAGCUCCUCCCGCCAUCGUCCUCUGAGGACACCGCAAAUCUUUGCUGCUAACUUUGUACAUUCAGUGGUGAACCUACCUGCUUCGGGACCAACCAAAACACGGGGAGAGAGGGGGAGUGGCGGCCCCCCUUUUGUUUUUUUUACGCCCCACACUUUUCCUAACGUACGUAACAUUUAGGAAACGUUUCCUAACGUCUCUUACAGCGGUGGUUAUAAUGAACUUGACUCAGCCUUUUCAACGCAAUAUUGAAGUUGGUGUAGAAAUUCCGUGGGUCUUACUGCUCUCACUCCGGCCGAACGUGGGGGGAGAUGGGAAGGUUUGGUCCUCCGUCACUCCAGCGUCUGUGGCAAAAUGAUUUCAAAUGUGAAAUAAAGUCUUCGGAAAACGGAAGAAAGAGAGAAUAAAACAGUUACGGGGGGCGGGCUUUUGAAUGAAGUAUUUUAUCCAGGAAAGUCUCUCGGAAACGUCAUGCUCCGCAGCCAAGGAAACGGGAGACCUGGUUCACGGAUCGAUUCACUAACAAAGAAAUGGUUGUUCCUCUCCUGUGUCCAUCUGCAAAGAAAAAAAAUGUGUCUUAUCCUUUCCAGACCACUAGAGGGCAGUGUCUGAAAUGGCUUUACUUUACCGGGGUUUAAUGGGAACUACCUCUUCUGACCCCGCUCUUGUUUCCUAUUUUUGGACCCGGGUUGGACUGGAAAGUGCAUCUUUGUGCCGAUCGAGCUUUUUGUACUACCCACGUUUUGUACAGUUUCUACUUGACAACAGGAUCUAGUGCUUCAAAAAACCUGAAGAUGUUGCAAUGACACCCCCCCUCCCCCUCCACCCCCCUCCCCCCCUCCACCACUCCAUUCACCCUGAGUGAGGGGGACUUAACAAUGCCGAAUGGUGAGAUUCACUUCAGUGCAGAGGACUGGUAACUUGACGGGAAUGUGUUUUUAAUUCUUUAUUUCUGUUUUAAUUUUUAAAAUUUUUAUUUUAUUUUCAGUUGGUAGCCCACGGUAACAACACAGUCAAGGCCUGGUCACAUGACUUCAUUGUGUACAUAUGCAUGCAGCCCCAUUUACUCUCCCUCUUGCUCUGUAUUUACAGUCAGUCAACACAAAUACAUACGUUUUAUAAUAAAAAAGAAAUUCUAAAAAAUAUUAAACCAUCACUAUAUGUACAGGUUGAAGAUAAUUUGAGUGUGCACUGGCGGCUAGUCAUAUUGCCGAAGUACUUAUAUUAUAAGUCUUAUAUUUUAGUUUUAUCCAUAACGGUAGAAUUCUUCAGUCUCCAUAAAAAGGUAAAAUCAUUUAUUUCAGUCUCGCUUAGUCUGGGAGAAAAUACAAAAAAAAAAGUUUUACUGUGUCCUUAAAAUUAGCAAUAAAUCGUGCCUUGGUAUAUUUUAACAUGGUGAUUAGGGUCGUUGCGUUAAUGACGCGUUUAAUUUUAGUUUGGAGGACCUGUGAUGGGACGGACAUGCGCUUCUCUCUCAUUGGCUGAGGCUGCUGAGCCAUGCCCUUCUGUUCCGUCUGCAUUAUUGAGUUAUUAUCAGCACUCAAACUUGGGCUUUAAUUAUUAUAGAGGCACCAUUCAUUACAUAAGUCAUCCACAGCCAGAGCGAAUACUUAUUAGCUGAAGGUUAAAUGUGAUUUAUGUCCAGCAGGACAUGGAACAGGCAACACAAAAAUCACAAUAACUCUUUUUUUUUUACGCUCGUUACUUCACCGCAGGUGAAUCAUAGCUUCAGUACGCAUAAACGCAUAAAACACUGUACGUACACAAUAUGAGAGUGUAUCUGGGCAUCGAGAUCUGCUCUGAUUCACUGCCUUGUGCUGGAGGGUUUUUCUUUGAGAUAACGAGAGAGAGAGAAACUGACCUUUUUUUAAAACGUUUUUGGCUCGUUUUAAAAUGUGCCCCGCGGUCUUGUUUUGACGUUUUGCUGUUUCCAGUGCCGUGUGCGUUUCACUUCAUCCUCGUCCCUGUCAUUGAAACGGGUUUCAAGGUCACGGCGGAUUUCGGUCCGAGUCUUUUGUAAGGAGGGGGGGGAAAAGAGUUGAGUUGGUGUUUCUUAUUAUCGAAAACCGCUUCCAGAUGUGGUCAUGGUUAUCAGUCACUUGAAUGUUGAGUCUCCUGGUCAGUUUGAAUGGAUGUCCUUGAAGCUCUGUACCUUUUUUUUUUGGGACCUUGAUUUACCGAAAAUGCUAUUGAAUAAUUGUUUAUAUUUUUGUGUCGUAAGCAUUUCUCUCAAAAACUAGUUUCACCGGCACUUUUCUGGGAAACUGAGAUGACUCAGGAAGAGUCGCUAUUUUUGUGAGUCACUUCUGGGUGAAGCCAUCCUCCUGUUCCCAAAGAGGAAAGUGAAAGAAGUCUUUUGCGUUUGUAAUCCGGCACCUAUGUGUUCUUCCCAGCGUAAAUUUUAACGUAAUUUAAAAAGGAUAAUAUAUCGUAGGUGUUUGAAAAAAAUCUCCAAAAAGGCAAAUUUUCAGGAAGUGAAAAAAAAACUGUUUUGAAUAAACUUUAUUGGUGCCAGAGCCGUGCAACAUUGACAGUCCACAAAGGGUGAUGUAAGCCUUCAUCUUAUGUAACAAACUGAAAAACAGAGAGUAAGUUUUUGUAUGAUGCCAGCCAUAUUCAGAAUUCAUAAAGAAAGGAUAAAAUGCUGGCCACCGGGCGGCCUUGUUGCCAUGGUUUCGUGGAUCCGGCAUUCUGUGGCCUUGCGGUGGCAGUUGCUCGUCGCUUUGAGAUGAACGCUGUCCCUCUAUUCAACAUUCAGAUGUGGCGGGAAGUUUGCGUGGGUCUCCCAAAAAAAAAACCGUUCCGCAAAAAUUCCUUGGCUUUUGAAAACCUCCCUGUGGUUUAACCCUGAGGAGGAAAUCAAAGCGUUCAGUCUGUCAGCACCCCAAAAGUCUCCCUCCUCUCCCCUCCUCCCUCUGGGUUAGGAAGAGGAACCCGCGGAGGUGACCCAGCGCUGCAGACGUACCCGAUGGCCGUUUCAUUUUUAUUUUUAUUUUUAUUUUUUUUGGCCUGCAUUAUUGUCAUGCCCCCCCCCCCACCACCACCCUGGCGGGUUUGGCGCUUAAAAGGACGGGUUCCUUUUCUCCCCCUGUCCCGCUGUCCCGCUGUCCCGCUGACCCCCCCUAAAGCGCCCAUGUCGUGCUGGUCACGACGACGGGGAGAUAAAUUGAAAUGACAUCAUCAUUCCGAUAUCCAAGCACGGGCGCAACAAGAGCGUUCACGGAUGAAAAAACUGGGGGGAUUAUACCCCCCCCCCCCUCAGACCAGGCGACUCCCCUUCCCCCCCCCCCCAUUGUUUGCUGGGACUGAAAAGCAGAGUCCCGAGACGUUUACCCAUAAAGGGGCGCGUUUCUUUGUGCUCGGGGGAAUUUAAAUUCAUAUCAGGGAACUCAGAAAUCCACAAGGCCGCAGAUCUGAUCUGUUUGAACGCACUUUCCCCCUCCGUCUCUCUCGCUCCCCCAAACCGCUUCUCUCUGAAUCUCUAGCUGUUCCGUCGCUGCGUUAAGAGGUCCUGCGACAAAACACAAUUUAACCAAACCCACAAUUGAAAAGAAAAAAAGGAGCUUUUGCAGAAGGCCCCCCUGCAGUGUUAGCUGUCUCUCCUUCUCUCGACUGCUUUUAUUUUCAGACUUCCUGUGAAAGCAGGAAGGGGAGAAGUUGAAAUACAGAGCUGCUUCUGUAGCCGUCGCGGGAGAGGCGAGUGUGUGAGCUCACUAAACACUAAUUCACAACCCAAGAACUUUACAUCCAUUGUGUGUGUGUGUGUGUGUGAGAGAGAGAGUGAGAGAGUGAGCGAGUGAGUGGUGCAUCUGACAGGGGAAAAUGCGGUCUCUGAAGUUGUGUGAUGUCUCACUCACUCACGGGUUUGUCCAUUUCUUUUUUUUUUUUUUUUUUUAAACAUAAUUUAUUUUUGGGAGUGAAUUUGACAAGUUUGCCAAAGACUGACUGACUUUCGAAGCAGCUGACCGGAUGGUAUAACCCCAUGUCAUGCCCCCCCCCCCCCCCAACAUUAUUGUAUGCUGGUAUGAUGUGCCCAAUCCCCCCUCCUCUUCCCCAGGCUUUCUGCUCAUGUGAUAAUAUCCCACAGACAGACAGAUGUUCAGUUCUUUUUAUGUUUCUUUUUUUUUAUUAUUAAAGAAAUGUAUUAGAAACAUAGGUAAAUGUAUUUCAGAAGCCCAGUAACGUAUACAUGUGUUGAUAUUAUAUAGCCAAGAUACUCUAUUAAAUACCUAAGGUACCACGAAAAGGACUUGUUUUGUGUGCAAAGCUUAAUACGCACUUACAGUAUUUAGUCGUUAAUACAAUGUUUAUCCGAUAGCAAAAAAGAUGUAUGUUAGAUUAUCCUCUGUAUAUUAUUUGUAAAACCUCAUGUUUUAUUUCAUAAUUUUUUUUUGUGUGUAUUUUUUUCUCCUCAAAUGUCAUGGUGGCCACGCAACUUGUUGUACACAGUCAUUUCUCUCUGAGUAUUGCAUGGACUUAAUUCUGCACUUUUUACGGGCAUAUCUAAUGCUGACACAGGAGAAACACCCUGGGAAAAAAAAAAGAAACAAAAUUCUGUUCAAUGAUUGUGCCUUGUAUUCUUUAGAAUUUUUUUCCUUCAUGUCUUCGAAAAUUUAGGCGGGGUAAGUUUGGGUUGGGGGGUGGGGGUGGGGGGCGGUUUCUAUAGAGGAUUUUUAAAGUUCGAAAAUGCUACAGAGGUUGGAUUUAGAUGGAGAAUUUUCUGUUAGAAGUGCAGUAUGCGUCUUUACCUAACAGCAGACUGUCUGGUUUUAGGGGGGACUCUGUUGUCAUUGAUUGCCAAAAAAAAAAAAAAAAACCCACCCUUUUA
Anguilla anguilla (European eel) is the source of this 10906-nucleotide messenger RNA. RefSeq names its product pleckstrin homology domain interacting protein (gene phip). The record is from RefSeq and is a predicted model, not a curated record. The transcript is spliced from 40 exons. Gene Ontology annotation, molecular function: protein binding. Gene Ontology annotation, biological process: regulation of cell shape; cytoskeleton organization; regulation of transcription by RNA polymerase II. Lineage: Eukaryota; Metazoa; Chordata; Actinopteri; Anguilliformes; Anguillidae. Gene Ontology annotation, cellular component: nucleus. Bases 349 to 5997 code for a protein of 1882 amino acids.